This is a messenger RNA of Pristis pectinata (smalltooth sawfish), 8475 nucleotides long. RefSeq lists its product as uncharacterized. The coding region runs from base 402 to 4145 and encodes 1247 amino acids. Lineage: Eukaryota; Metazoa; Chordata; Chondrichthyes; Rhinopristiformes; Pristidae. Gene Ontology annotation, molecular function: protein binding; GTP binding. The transcript is spliced from 4 exons. The record is from RefSeq and is a predicted model, not a curated record.
UCUUUGCAGAGCUCCGUGAUAUCCUUUCGCUGCCAACAUCGUCACUUGCAUUGGUGUCAAUUAUAGGAUUUGCUGAACGAACCGCUGCACACCGGAGCUCCCAGCACGGGGCUUUUUGUCAGCCCCGUGAGGAUCAGAGACUUACCUCAGUGCUGACAGUACAGGAGGGGCUCCCAGAGAGAAUAUUCGUACCGUCAUCAACUCUGCAAACCCCCGUCAGCUGCAGAGCGACAAGUUUCAUACCUGAUUGGUCGUUCCAGCCUCUGGCUAAUUGGCUUUCCUUCACGUCAACAAACCAAAGGGACUCUGGGGCGCUUCACUCUGUGAUAGAAAUGGAAAUCUCCCCGAGGAGUUUAAGACAGGUCACUGGUGUUUUCUGAGUCUCCAUUUCUGCUGCAGUGAUGAGUGAGGUCAUGCAAAUGGCUACUCUGGGCCGUCCUUUCCAGUUGGGAAUGCUGUACGACUGCCGGUCAGACACUCUGAUCCCAGGCAUCACCCUGUGGGACUGUCAGACACUUCAAUGCAACCUGAAUAGCCGCGAUCAGCCCAGCACCGAGUUUCACAUCAUUGCAUCAGAUUCGAUGGAGGAGAAAGCUACUGCACUCAAUGUGUCAGGAUCACUGAAAUUAAGUCUCCUGGGUGGGUUAGUGGAGCUGAAAGGAUCUGCAAAAUAUCUCAGUGACACAAAGGAAUCAAAACAACAAGCACGAGUUACCCUUCAGUACAAAACAACAACCAGGUUUGAACAACUGACGAUGAGUCACUUAGGGAGGCAGAAUAUUACCUACCCUAGUAUGUUUGAUGAGGGGUCAGCGACCCAUGUCAUUACAGCGGUUCUGUAUGGGGCCCAGGCUUUCUUUGUUUUUGAUCAAAUGGCUUCUUCGGCAGAAAACCUGCGGGAUAUUCAGGGUAAUAUGGAGGCGGUGAUUAAACGUCUCCCCGUGAUGGCAAUUCAGGGUGGUGAAGCCUCCCUAAAAGUGACAGACGAACAAAAAUCUGGCUCCAAUAAUUUUAGAUGCACCUUUUAUGGGGAUUUCUCACUGAAAAACAAUCCCACCACAUUCCAAGAUGCUAUCAGUACCUAUGCAACCCUCCCAAACUUACUGGGAUCAGGUGGGAAGUAUUCAGUGCCUAUGGAAGUCUGGCUCUAUCCACUCAAUAAACUAGACUCAAAUGCUGCUCAUCUGGUAAGAAAGAUAGGCGUGGGGUUGAUAAAUUCCUGUCAGCGUGUCCUGGAACAGCUUAGCGAGGCAGUGAUGAGAUGCAAUGAUCUGAUGAACAACAGUGUCGCCAUUCAGUUUCCUGAGAUCGGGAAGAGACUACUGCAAUUCCAAGAGAUGUGUCUGGAAUACAGAGUGAUUUUCCAGCGGAAUUUAGCAAGAGUUCUACCGUCCAUCCGGGGAGGUGCGGACGAGGAAUGGCAACUGGUAUAUAUACUGAAUAGCAUGCAACAGUCACCAUUCCAAAACCAGUCAGUAAUCACAUGGCUGGAUGACAAGGAACAGGAGAUGAAGGUAGUGAGGUAUUAUCUCAAGAUAUUGGAAGGUAUUCCUGUUGUGAAAUCAAUGAGUGAGUUGCAUGAAGUGUUGCUGGAUCCAGCACUGGACUAUUUGGUCUGCUUCACAUUUACAACCCUGCAUCAGGAAGAUUUCUAUCUGUCAGAGGCAAGCAACUACCUCCAAACUCAAACAACUCAGAAAAUGCAUACGCCAACUACUGCUGAUGGAACCCGUGCAACAAGGUUUCACUCACAAUGGUUUAACUCACAGGCUGUUAGCCGAAAGAUGAAGGAGCAAUCUCAAUUAUUCCUGGAUUUUGCUACAGCGAACCGUGCAGAUGGGAAAAUGAAAUUCCUUGUUUCUUCUGUGCAUGAUGACAGCAACAUUGGAGCAUCUAUUUACCUGUAUGAGGAAGGGUUCUUGGAGAAACGGUGUUUUGAACCCCCGUCACAGCCUGAGAAACCAAGGGCUAGUAGAACUACACAUGACAGUGUGACACUGCAGUUACACCCACCCAGUCAUGGUUUCGGUGACGUUGUGGGUUACAAGGUAGAGUACCAAGCUGCCCAGCAGGAGAAAUGGACAACUCUGGAGACACCUGAUAAAUCACACUCCUUCACAAUAUCUGGCUUACAGCCACACCAGGAGUACCAUUUCCGAUACAGAGCAGUGACCAAGACAGGGGUCAGCAAGGUCAGUGAUAGAGUCAGGUGUAUAACAUGUCCGACAAGUCCACCCGACAAACUUGUCUUCCAGGAGCGUUUAUCCACUGCAAAACUGUCCUGGGAUGUCCCAAGACAGAUUGGAGUUGAUGUCAACAUAUUUCGGUACAGAAUUGAAUAUCGAGAAGAAGUAAUUGAUACGGAAGGAGGAUUAUGGAAGGAAGUGAAAACAACAGACAACAAGUGUCAAUGCAAUUUAGAGGAACUGAAACCCAACACAGUUUACAGAGUUCGAGUGUCUGCUGACUGUGGAGAAGCUGGUUCUAGUGCAGCAAGUGAUGAAGUUUCCAUAGAAAUGAAGCAUGUACCAAAUAGAAUCACCCAGAAACUUUGCGAAGAAUCUCUAUUAAUACUCAAAGGAAACCCUUCCGUUUACAAGCUGAUCCUGAAGAAGGAGGUAUUUGAUCAGUCCAAGAAGUUUGUAAAAUUCUCUUUUGGAAAACCCAAACUAAAUCCAACAAUGAAGACACUCAUGGUUCUGGGAGCAACAGGGUCAGGAAAGACAACCCUCAUCAAUGGGAUGAUCAACUACAUCUUGGGCGUGGAAUGGGGGCACAACUUCAGAUUCAAGUUAAUACAUGAAAAUACCGGAAAGUCCCAGGCUGAAAGUCAGACAUCCGCGAUCACUGCCUACCAACUCCACCAUCAAGUAGGAUUUAAGAUCGAUUACUCUCUGACUAUCAUUGAUACGCCAGGAUUCGGAGACACCAGGGGGAUAAGCCAAGAUCAAUGGAUCACUGACCACAUCCGAGAGUUUUUCAAUUCCGCAGAGGCUGUUGAUCAGGUCGAUGCCGUGUGUUUUGUUGUUCAAUCUUCAUUGGCUCGCCUGACACAAACACAGAAAUAUAUAGUUCAUGCGAUUCUUUCUAUUUUUGGUAAAGAUAUCGCAGAUAAUAUUCAAAUACUGGUGUCAUUCUCAGAUGGACAGCGUCCGCCCGUUCUGGAGGCUUUGUUAGUAGCUGAGGUACCGUGUCGCAAAGAUGAAAACGGUAUGCCAGUUCAUUUCAAGUUUAACAGUUCUGCCAUAUUUGCACAGCGCCCAGACUCUGGAAAUACAGCCAAUGAGGGGAGAUCCAGUGGCAUAUGGGAAAUGGAAAAGGAUAAUGAUAACUUUGAUGCAAUUUACUGGAAGUUGGGGGCUUGUAGUAUGAAGAAAUUCUUCACAGCUCUGAGCACAAUGGAAGCAAAAAGUUUAAGUUUGACCAAAGAAGUUCUGAAUGAACGUCAGCAGCUGCAGGCUGCAGUCAAGGGAUUGCAGUUUCAGAUCAGAAACAGGCUGAUCAAAUUGGAGGAACUCAGGGAAACAAAACGGAUUCUGAAAGAAAACCAGGACGAAAUGGAGGCAAAUAAAAACUAUGAGUAUGAGGUUAACGUUAUAAAUCGAAAAAAGAAAAAUACCGAAGCGUAUGUAUUAAACUGUACGAAUUGUCACUUCACCUGCCACGAUCCCUGUCAAGCUGCAAAUGGUGUUUUGACAUAUAUGUGCAAGAUGAUGGACUGGUGGGGAUACUGUAAAGUCUGUCCUACUAAAUGUGCCUCUUCAUGUCACAUAAAUGAAAAAUGCAGCUUUUACGAUGAUAUUAAAAAGGAGAAGAAGAUAUACAGUGAUCUGAAAGCAAAUCAUGAGAAGGCCAGUGGUGAGAUGAUGACAGCGCAGAAAAUCAUAAAGAGACUUGAGCAGGAGUGUGCUGAGAUUGAGAAGGCAGUUCUUCAGCUCAUUGAACAAUCAUCCAAGCACAUUGGAAGACUUGAAGAAAUAGCUCUGAGACGAAACCCGUUAACAACCUCAGCUUACAUUGACCUCCUGAUUCAGUUUGAGGAAGAAGAGGCAAAGGUUGGGUUCAGGGACCGCAUUCGGGCACUGAGGGAGGUCCAGGAUCAGGCAAAGUUAACGGAAAAAAUUGCCAACAGUGAGGAGAUUUGAAAGGAAAAGAAUCAAAAUGGGUCGGGAAAAUUUGAUUUAACGUUUUACAAACUUGGAGAAUAAAUUUAUUUGCAGAUUAGGUCACUCCCAAUAAAUAACUGACCAACAUUCCACUGUUUCCAAUAUGGGGAGCAGAAGUUUAACUUAGCCAACAAACAAAAUGCUCAUUUUAAUUCACCCUCUUUCUCAUCCCCUUAAACACCACACCUUCCUUCCUCAGUGCUGCCGUCCCUCACCAAGCACCCCGGCAAAACCCACACACGAGACCGGUCACCGCCAGACGUUCAUUUGCAAUGGCUUCGUUGGGAUCUGUGGACAGCCCCAAGAAUCUAUCCAGAUCCCUUCCUGUUCCCUAUGUAGGUCCCGUUAUUGAAAUCAUCAUCAAAAUAACAGCGCCCAGAUCUUCCUCCACACCUCUCCCUCAAUCCCACUCUCUCCCUUCUGUCAGACGACAUAUUCCUCCAUCCAGAACCGGAUGACGGGAAGCUUUUUCCCAGCUCUAUGCUUCUCCAUGGCCACUGUUUGGGUCUAACCCACCGUCUGGUGGGAGGGCUGAAAAGUUCCAUAAAAUUUACACAGAAAAAUAAAUGCAACGUGUGGAAAAAUGGAUGUGCAACAUUUUCCAUUUGUCAACGGAUAUAUGAAGGCACACAGUCCGUUGAAUUUAGGUUCGCUUUCAAUUCGAUACUUGCAAUCCCAUUUUCCCACUUUCCCAGAAAUGUGCACUCUGUCAAAAGCCAAAUAAUGCACUCCUUCUCCGGUAUGAAACAGAUGGAGGUUCUAAUGAAGGAUCCAGACCUGAAAUGUCAACGAUUUCCCACUCCACGGAUGCUGCCUGACCUGCUGAGUCAUCCCACCAUUUCCUGUUUUGACAUUAAUUUGCCCAUCACCCACCUGCAAUGGAGUUGAUUUACAAUAACCGAUUAACCCAGAGCGACAGUAUAAAUUUGAGAAAACAAUUGUAAAAUUGGUACAGGAGUGAAUAGAUUUGUGUAUCGUUGCUUAAAACUUUGAAAAUGCACGGCAGAAUCAAGCAGCUUUUACCAGAUUCAGAACAGCCUAAAGCAAACAUCAGCAGAUGCUGUAAAUGUGGCACAAAGUGUCAUUUAACAAAUUAACCAAAGGGAUACUCCCCUGAAAUCAUUCACCGGCAAAGCAAAAGUGAGCAAUGGGGAGAAAUAUUCGGAGCCGAACUUCAGGGAAAACCUGUCACUGAAGCGACACCGAUGACACAGAAAGCUUACCUUCAUGGCAAUGGAAAAUUAUCAACAGUUGUGGAACUCAGCUAAGUCGUCGAUGGCCCGGAACGUGGACGAUUCAUGCGAACCAUCCUCUGGAGAGAACAUCUACAUUCAAAGCCGACCGCGGCGUCGAAAUCUCGAACCUGGCCCUGGCCUCAUUUGCUUGUGUUGGAAGGAAGCAGCGGACCCACAAGGAGCGAGGGUCUUCAUUAUUUUCCAUUGUUACUUGCAGAGACCUCAGCAAGGAUUUUCAGUUUGUGUGCAGGAUUGAACUGUUCACACUGAAGAAGAUCGGUUUCCUCUAAGGUUUUCAGUCCUUCGGCAUUGAUUCAAAAUGCUAUGGUUGAGCCUCAAAACCUGUCCCCACCCACAGUAGAGGCCACACGACUGUCUCAUUGCCUUUUACCCUCCUGCUCCAACGUGUCUUUGGAGAGCUGGGAGAAAAAUGUAGUCCCACCCUAGGUCAGUUGUGAAACUGUUCGAACCCUCCAGUGAGCAGAACCAAUGGCUACCUUGCCUCCAGGAACAGAAUUUUAAGACCCCCUGACCCACUGCCUGUGCAGCCCGAUACACAUCCUGCCCAUCGGCUGCUUCGGACCUCAGGCAGAGUCUAUAUACCAGCUGGUGACGGCAGUAUGAUAAGAGGGCGGCAGAGUGACACGGCCAGUAGAGCUGCUACCUCUCUGCGCCGUAGACACGGAUUACUGGUCUCAUGUGCUGUCAGUGUGUGAUUAUUUCUGUCUGUUUUACGAGUGUCAUAAAGCACAGCAACAGGUCGAUUGGUUCACUGUGCCCAAGACAGCCAUUAAGUACUAUCUAUAGAUCUUGUUUCCCAGCAUUCGGUCUGCAACCUUCUAUGCCUUGUCGUUUAGUGUGCUCAUCUAAAUACUUCUUAAAUGUUGUGAGAGUCUCUGGCGCCAUCAUCCCCUUAGGCAGUGAGUUCCAGAGUCCAUGUAACCUCUGGUUGGAAUAAUAUCUCUUCGGAUCCCCUCUAAAUCUCCUACCCCUUACCUGACACGUGCGCCCUCUACUUUUAGACACCUCUGUUUUGGAUAAAAGUUUCUCACAAUUUACCUAAUGUCCACCCCUCAAAAUUGCUGCACUUGAAUUUAAUCCCCACUGAGCCCUGUUUACUGCAAGGAAAGCAAAACCGUACUCUUCAGUGUCUCCUCAUAACUGCAAUUUUCCGCAAGUGCCAACAUCACGUCCUUUCUGCAGUGUGGCGUCUGGAACUGUGCACGGUACUCCAGCUGUUGCCUGACACUGUUUUAUACAAUGCACUGCAACUUAGCUGCCGUUAUAUUCUAUGAUCUGGCUAAUGCCGACAUGUAUGCAUUUUCCUUCUGCACUACCUAGCAACGGCUUUAGGAUUUCCCUGGACUUGUACACCAAGGUGUUUCUGUUCCUCAGUCGUUAUCAUGACGCUGCAUUCAUUGUUUAUGUCCUAGCCCUAUUCGUACUCCCAAAAUAUAUACCCUUACUCUUGUCGGGUGUAAAACAUUAAUUUGCAUGUCAUCUGAAAACUUGCGCAUCAUACUCACAACAUGCACAUCCAAAUCAUUCAUGUUUCCAACAAAUGGUAAGUGCACCAGUACUGAUCUCUGUGUUACACCGCUAGCUACUGGCUUCCAAUAGCAAACCGAUCCUCCAAACAUCACCCUCUGACUCCUAUACGAAAAGUCACUUGGAUUCAGUUUGCUCUGGAUCCCAUGGGCCCCAACCACACUCACCUCACAAAUACAUUUUAUUGUUUCUUUAGACAAAAAAUAUCAAAAUUGUCAAACAGAAUCUCCUCAGAACAAAGCCUAUAUGACUUUCUUUGACUAAUCCCAUCCUACACGACUGUACAUUAAUCCAACCCUUCGGAUUUUAUUUUUCUAUUAUCUUCCCUGAUUCUCACGUUGGACUCACGUUCUUGUAAUUUCCUGGUUUAGCCUUGAUGUCUUUCUUGAAUAAAGGGACCACUUUUGGUGUCCUCCGGUACAACUGGCACUUUAUUGUGCACUGUAAAAUGUAAAAGAUCUCUGCCAGGACUCCCAGAAUAUCCUCCCCUAUCUCCUAUCACAGCCUGUGAUACAUAUCAUCUGGCCUGGGAAUAUGUUCUUCUGCGAUAUCUAAUAUCUCCUUUUUAAUAAAGGGUGUCCAAACACAAUGUCCUUCCUUUCAGUGAAUACGGAUGAGAAGCAUUCAUUUUAGACUUCACCCUCAUCCUCUGGUUACACACAGAGAUUACCCUGGGCACACUCUUGCCCUUACUAUACUCAUAAAAUGCUUAGCGAUUAUCCUUACUAUUGUUCACGAGUGACACUUCAUGUCCCCUUUUCGCCUAUCUAGUUACGUUUUUUGAGUAUCAUUUUACACUUUUGAAACGUGAAGGGUCUACUUUCAUUUUCAUUGUCUCUUCCUCCUGUAUACUUACUUGCUUUCAUCCAUUCAUUGAUAUAUCUUGACAUACAAUGUCCGUUAGAUUUGUUGACCUUACCUUUCAACGUUGUUGGAAAACGUUUGCCCUCAACAAAUUGUUCAAUUUUACAUGAUUGGCACAUGUCAGAUUUAGACUGAGUGUCUGUGAUUUCAACCCGUCAUAGUAGGAUAAACAUCCAAUCUAAACAGCAUGAAGACAGUGAUAAAUCACGCAAAUUAUGAAUUAUUCAUUGGGAAAUAUUCUCUAACUUUCUAAGGGCCCGUUGUUCUGAUUUUAGCAUGUUGUUGCUACUGAGUAUUACAGCAUGUAAACCUGAUAUACAUUGAAUUGCAAUUAACUUCUUUCAUAUUCCAAUAGAAACUAACCUUGCGAAUUUAUCAUUAUAGAUGGACUAGGAUUGAUUACUGAGCCGUGUGUGCAAGUGGAGACCGAUUCAGUAGGAAUGUGUUGUUCUGGGUGAAAUAUGUAAGGUCAGCAGAAACAACAAAUCAAGGGGAAUGAACUCUCUUCAUCGGGAAUUGAUCAGGUUAUCUCAAAACCGUGUAGGCAGAACAAGAUAUCUGUUUCCUGGAGAGAAUAUCGGAACGGGAAAGGUGACGAGAUGCGGGAAAAGCGAGAGAGCGAGAAGCGACAGAGAGAGAGAGAGAGAGAGAGAGAGAGAGAG